Messenger RNA from Colletotrichum spaethianum, 1173 nucleotides. Its product is annotated as protein PGR. Gene Ontology annotation, cellular component: membrane. The record is from RefSeq and is a predicted model, not a curated record. NCBI's taxonomy places the organism in Eukaryota, Fungi, Ascomycota, Sordariomycetes, Glomerellales, Glomerellaceae. The coding region runs from base 1 to 1173 and encodes 390 amino acids. The transcript has 3 exons.
AUGAAAGCAAUCUACGCCGUCCCGGCGACACUGGCACUCGUCUACAGAGCCUGGUCGCAUCAAUCCCUCACCCCCGCGGGCAUCGUCGCCGCCGUUAUCACAGCUAUCGCCCAUGCCUACCACCCAUGGAACCUGCCCUUCGCGCUGCUCUGCGUAUUCUUUCUUGCUGGAACGAGGGCCACGAAGGUCAAGCACGAUGUCAAAGCCCAGAUGACGAUGGCUGCCCGAGGCACGCCAGGAGGUGAAGGAGCGCGCACCCACGUUCAGGUCUUCGCCAAUUCGCUGAUGGCGUCGUGCCUUUCACUCCUCCACGCCUACCAGCUCAACAAGCGAAAGGCCGCAAUCUUCGACUCAACAACCCCGAACCCUUCUGGCACACUAUGCUACUCUUGGGGCGGCGAUCUCCUCGUUGUUGGGAUCAUUGCGAACUAUGCCGCGGUUGCUGCCGACACGUUCAGCUCAGAGCUAGGCAUCUUGGCCAAAGGAGAGCCACGCUUGAUUACGUCCCCUACCUUGCGCAAGGUCCCGCGCGGCACAAACGGCGGCGUCACUCCCCUCGGCAUUGCCGCUGGCGCGUUGGGCUCCAUGAUCGUCGUCACGGCCUCCAUGGUCUUCCUUCCCCUCUGCGGAGACGACAGCGUCGGUAAAGUCGGCGGCGGCAUCUCGGCGUGGACGACCCAGCAGCGAUCCACAUUUAUGUUGGGAAUGACGCUUUGGGGCGUCUUUGGGAGUCUCCUGGACAGUGUGCUCGGCGCCGUCUUCCAGCGUUCCGUCAGGGACGUGCGGACCGGCAAGAUCGUCGAGGGCGAGGGCGGAACCAAGGUCCUGAUCUCGGGCGACAGGGCCGACCACGCCGACAAGAACCAGAAGCGCGCAGUCAUCAAGGCUGCGGCGCUCCAUGGGGAGGGCAAGCGCGCCGUUGAGCAGAUGCAAGAGGUUGAGGGCGUGGAAACCCCCGAGACCAGCGAUUCGAAGAAGAGGUACGACCCCGAGGACAAGCACCGCAAGCCGACCAUGGGUGAUGCGAAGCCCUCGCGGGUCGUGGAGACGGGCUGGGACCUGUUGGACAACAACGACGUAAACUUUUUAAUGGCUUUCACCAUGAGCAUGGGGGCCAUGGGUGUCGCCAGCUGGUUUUGGGGUGUGCCGAUAGAGAGUAUCCUUGACGUUUAA